CUUUUUUUCUUCUUAUUUCUUCACUCUUUAUCAAUUAUGCAUCUCGCUGGAAUCGGUGCAUUCAUCCUCGCUACAGGCUCAUUUGCAUCAGCCGUUACUACUACAACUAGUUCUUCAGCUACAAGUACCACUGAUGGUAUCUUGGCUGUUCAAUCGCCUACCUGGCUCCCUGAUUUCCCAGUCCCUAGUGGUGUCAAUUCUGGCUAUCCUACUGGUGCACCCAACAUCACUGAUAGCUUAUCACGUACUACAUUAAAUCUCUCCGCUUAUCCUGAACCAUGGGGAGAGCCCAGCACAACACAUCCUGAAAUCAAGGCUGUUAUCAAAGCCAUUGACUGGUCCAAGGUUCCUAAAGCUCCUGUCCGUAAGGCCAAGUCUAAUGGUGACCUUGACAUGGCCGGAUACGAUGCCAGCAAGGAUCCUUACUGCUGGUGGUCAGACUCCAACUGUGUUACUCCCAAGGUUUCUUACUUGCCCAAGGAUAUCUACAUGUGUCCUAAUGCUGGCGAUUGGGGUCUUAACUAUGAUGAUGGACCUUAUAACCCCAGUGAUGAUGAUAAGGAGCUCAACAAGUACGCAGAGCCUGAACUUUACAACUUUUUGGCAAAGAACAAGAACCAAAAGGCCACUCUUUUCUACAUUGGUUCUAAUGUAGCCACCUACCCUGAAGCUGCUAGACGUGCUCUUAACGACGGACACGUUCUUUGUGUCCAUACCUGGUCUCAUCCUCAAAUGACCGCUCAAACUAAUGAGCAAGUAGUUGCUCAACUCUACUGGACCCUUCGUGCCAUUAAGGAAGCCACUGGUAUCACCACCCGAUGCUGGAGACCUCCUUAUGGUGAUGUUGAUGACCGUGUUCGUGCCAUUGCCUGGCAAAUGGGUAUGCAAACUAUCCUUUGGGAUGAAGAUACCAACGACUGGAACAUGCCUGGUGACGGUGGAGGAAACUUAUCUCCCUCAAAGGUCGAUGGCUACUUUGAAGGAUGGAUCAAGUCUCAACAAAGCGGAAAGGAAACUCACGGCCAUAUCGUCCUUGAACACGAACUUAAUAAUGCAACUGUCAAGAUGACCGAAAAGUGGUUACCUAAGCUCCAAGAAACUUUCAACGUAAACACGAUCCAACACUGCAUGAACAUUUCUCAACCUUACUGGGAAACUAACUGGGUCUAUCCCACUGCUGCCAACCCUAAUCCUGUUUCUAACAGCUCAACUACCAACUCUACACCAUCAUCCGAGGAUGGUACUUCUACAACUAUUACCCUUGGCUCUACUGCCUCUGCCACUCCUGCUGCACAAACUCCCGAGGCUGCUUCUUCUUCAACUGUCAAUGUUAGCAACAAUGUCGCCGUCAACUCUGCUUCUUCCAAAUCUGUUGGUGCUGGUGCUUUCUUGAUGGCUGCUGCUAUUGCCAGUUAUCUUUUCUAA
Messenger RNA from Rhizopus microsporus ATCC 52813, 1425 nucleotides. RefSeq names its product glycoside hydrolase/deacetylase. Gene Ontology annotation, biological process: carbohydrate metabolic process. Gene Ontology annotation, cellular component: membrane. Bases 37 to 1425 code for a protein of 462 amino acids. Gene Ontology annotation, molecular function: chitin deacetylase activity. The record is from RefSeq and is a predicted model, not a curated record. The transcript is spliced from 2 exons. NCBI's taxonomy places the organism in Eukaryota, Fungi, Mucoromycota, Mucoromycetes, Mucorales, Rhizopodaceae.